Molecule: messenger RNA, 69 nt
Organism: Spirodela intermedia
Lineage: Eukaryota; Viridiplantae; Streptophyta; Magnoliopsida; Alismatales; Araceae
Source: the annotation of a GenBank genome assembly
AUGGAAAGGUGUGAGGAAGAAACGAUCGUGACAGGUGGAUCAUGUGCAAUGCAGAAUUGUUUUUUCUGA